CAGAUUCUCAUCAAUCUCUACCCUCACAAACUCGAUCACUGGCACUCCACUUUCUGCAGCAACAAUGGCGAAAACCAUAUCUUACAUAACCGGAUCCGACCUUCUCUCCCUCAAAGAACGCGCCAGCGUAGCCAUUGUUGACGUCAGGGACGAUGAGAGGAGUUACGAGGGUCAUAUUGCCGGUUCACUUCACUUUGCCAGUGAUUCGUUUCAGGAUAGGAUACCGAAUCUUGUUCAAACUGUUAAGGAUAAAGGGAAAGAUACCUUGGUGUUUCAUUGUGCUCUUAGUCAGGUUCGUGGGCCGAAAUGUGCACGCAGAUUUGCAGACUAUCUUGCAGCAGGAAAGGAUGAUGCAGGGAUUAAGAGCAUAAUGGUGCUGGAACGUGGUUAUAAUGGUUGGGAAGCAUCUGGUAAACCGGUUUGCCGUUGCAGUGGAACGACCUGCAAAGGUGGAUGCUAAAUCCUGAACUCUGAUAACAUUAUAUGAUAUAUGCGCUAUUUAUUAUGCAUCAUCUGAUAAAAUGCAUGAAGUUGUGUCAGGGUAGUUUUACCUGACUAAAUUCCUUCUGUAUAAUCCUACAUAUUAAAUGGUUGUUACUCCAUUUAUUGGAAACAUGUAUCUAUGGUUUGGAAGUGGUUAUAUAUAUUUAUAUAUAUCCACUUGUUUCGUUUGAUGUUGAGAUCUUUUGACUGAAAAAUUCAAAUUAAAAGUACGCCUGCAAAACAGACGGGUAUGCUGGGUUCA
Molecule: messenger RNA, 745 nt
Organism: Helianthus annuus (common sunflower)
Lineage: Eukaryota; Viridiplantae; Streptophyta; Magnoliopsida; Asterales; Asteraceae
Product: dual specificity phosphatase Cdc25
Exons: 3
Coding region: 65-460 (131 amino acids)
Cellular component (GO): cytoplasm; nucleus
Molecular function (GO): protein tyrosine phosphatase activity
Source: RefSeq, a predicted model, not a curated record